Molecule: messenger RNA, 772 nt
Organism: Lingula anatina
Lineage: Eukaryota; Metazoa; Brachiopoda; Lingulata; Lingulida; Lingulidae
Molecular function (GO): protein binding
Source: RefSeq, a predicted model, not a curated record
AUGACGCCCCUGGAGUACGCUAACUACAUGGUACAGUACGAGGGCAAGGAGUUUGACUUACUGCCGCUAGCCGAACUAUUCUUCAAACACGGUUAUGAUCCUAACAGACCAACCUCGACUGGGUUGACGUUCCUGCACGAAGUUGCCACCUACUCUCAAGCUCUUGUUGACCUGGCGGUAGAAAACGGCGCCAACAUGCACCUGAAGAGCGUUGCGAUGGGUCAGACAAUCGAGCAGAUGCUAGAAAACGACAUAAAAGAAUGCAAAGAUGACGACCGCAAGAAGAUCCUGAUGUACAUGAGCAACUAUAUCCAGGAAAAAGCAACGCAAGAAGCGGCAGUGAACUCCCUAAGCGACUCUCAGUCCGACAGGUUCUCCGAGCUAGACCGCCUGAACGACAAGACAGACCAAAACGUAGAUGCACCCACAGAGAAGGACCAGAAAAAGCAGUCCAAAUCCUGUACAAUAAUGUGAAUUCGUUAUACAAAUGGUUUACUGUGAGACGUCUUAUCUCGUAGUAUGUGUAUAUAUAUCUAUGCUGUCUUCUCAAUCUCUAAAUCUCACACAAAGAAAACAGAAAGAAAACAGAAGAAAGCAGAAGAUGGCUCCCAUCUCUCUCCGAGUAUUGAAGGUGCCUCAGACAAUUUUUUAAAUCGUGAACAAUACAACCACGGAAUAAUAAUACUACAUCUAGCAUAUCUUCAACCGCAUUAAAAUCACAAGGGAAUACUUCAAAUAUUGAGAGGGUCUAUUUAUUGGCAUGUAUAUGUAC